GCUCUGCUCCAUGCGGCAUAAGUAUAUAACCAUGGGCCAGUCUGCCCCCAGCAAUCAUGUUGGGAACAAAAUGCUUUUCGUUAUUCAUACAAUCUUCGCAGAACUCUUGCUUCACUCCACAUGUAGCUAGCCCGCCAUGCCUUUCCCGGCUGGGGGUUACGCUGGGGAGGGGGGAGUAUCUGCAAAACGACCGCGUGCGAAGACGUUAUCAGAAUCUCAAUGGGAACCCUACCGACGCAUUAUCGAAGAGCUGCAUCGUUCAGGCUAUACCCUGAAUCAUAUAAAGCAUGAAAUGCGGCACAAGCAUAACUUUGCCCCAACCCACCGACAAUACGUUCACAGACUGAAGAAAUGGGGUCUGAAAAGAUACAACGCCGAUAGAGAGAUCACUUGGUCGCCCGGACCCUUUGGCGACGGCGACAAUGAGGAAGUCGCUUUAUACCUUGAUUCGCUUGCCCCGUUGUCCGGGCCGGAAUCGGCAUCGAAAUCGUCAUCCUCCCCCUCCGACGAUAGGAUCACUUCUGAAUGUGAUUCCGAUCAGUCCGAGAUAUCACGACUAUACCUGCCGAGUCCUGUAUCUCUCGGUCCGCAAGCGCAUCUACAUCCCGGCGCUCAAAACAACCAUGGGAGAGGAGCCUGCAGCACCGAGGACAGCAAACUGCCUUUGCACUCUACAUUGGCAUCUUUCAUUCCCUCCAACAACAAUAUUUUGGUCAGGAUUGUGCCCUGAGGUCGACCAUCGUCGCCUGUGUCCGGUCGGCCCUAGACGAUAGGCACAUCGCCAUGGUUCGAGACAUCCUCCAGCACCAAGUCAACACGGCGCACGAUUCCUCUGAAGCAUUAUUUUACCGCCUACUUGGGACCCAUGGAUUUCCUCACCAGUCCCAGAACGGC
Messenger RNA from Sodiomyces alkalinus F11, 894 nucleotides. RefSeq lists its product as hypothetical. NCBI's taxonomy places the organism in Eukaryota, Fungi, Ascomycota, Sordariomycetes, Glomerellales, Plectosphaerellaceae. Bases 137 to 730 code for a protein of 197 amino acids. The transcript has 3 exons. The record is from RefSeq and is a predicted model, not a curated record.